AUGAUGAUCUUGUUGGACCCUGAUGACACGCUUAGCCGACGCUGGCUGGAAAAUCGAGAGCGGCAAGUGAUGCCGCCGCGGACUUGUUUUGCCGAGCAGUGCUGUGCUGGCUCGGAACCGCCGCGUAUCAUGCUUGCUCAUUGCAUGUGCUCCAGCGAUCAUUCGUUGCGGACCGUAGCACUUGAGAUCGCUGGUGACCUGUGCGACCCGUGCUCAAGCAUGCCAGUCGUGGUAGACUCGGAUCAGUCAGACAGCAGCAGCCGAAUGCCUCCACAAGCCCCUUUUUGCAGUCCGAGCGGAAGUGCUUUUCCGGCUAAGUUAGCGGCCAACAUCGACGCGUUGGCAAAAGUCAACUGGAUUAAAAGGGAAAUCUAUCCAAAAAUAGAGACACAAAAAUCAAGCGACCCGAACACUGUAGAUCGGAGGUCCCGAUUCGGCGAGGCUUACCAACGGAUUGAUCGCUGCUCUCCGCUUAUCGCCAUUAUUGCAGGCUGGACGAUCCUCGAUCCGACGUCUCUGCCACACUCGCAGAGGUCACAGACGGAAUCGAUACCAAGAAGAUAUGUGUGUAUUGUACAGGAUACGAGCUCGUGGCUCUGA
Molecule: messenger RNA, 600 nt
Organism: Pseudozyma hubeiensis SY62
Lineage: Eukaryota; Fungi; Basidiomycota; Ustilaginomycetes; Ustilaginales; Ustilaginaceae
Exons: 1
Coding region: 1-600 (199 amino acids)
Source: RefSeq, a predicted model, not a curated record